CGCCUGCGCAUAAAGGCGUCACCACCGUUACAAGUAGCCUGCACAGAGCCUGCGCUGCCACUCGAGCCUUCGGUGGCAUCAGUAGCAGCAGUUUUUCCUUCUCUCUGUCCACAAGCUGACAACCCCACCAUGGCUCCGAAGCAGGCCCCAAAACCCGAGUUCCAGGAGGGUGAGCGCGUGCUGUGCUUCCACGGGCCGCUGCUAUACGAGGCCAAAUGCCUGAAGGUGGCCCGGGAGGACAAGCAGGUACGCUAUUUGAUCCACUACAGCGGCUGGAACAAGAACUGGGAUGAGUGGGUGCCUGAGAGCCGCGUGCUCAAGUACUCGGAGGCCAACCUGCAGAGGCAGCGCGAGCUGCAGCGCGCCAACCAGGAGCAGCAGGCAGCCGAAGGCCGCGGGGCGCGGGGGGCUGCCCCGGGCCGCAGGGGCGCUAGCGCGCUGCAGCAGAAGAACGUGGAGACGCUCUUCCAGAACAUUCGCAUCACUCCUGCUGCCUCCUCCCCAGGGGCCACUGCUGCCGCCUCUGGCUCCGCUCCGGCCCUGGCUUCCACCUCCGCCCCCGCUGAGGUCCCUGGUCCAGGCCGCAAGACCCGCAAGGGCAAGCAGAAGGCGGCAGCCACUGCGGGGGGCGAGGGUGGCCCUGGCACAAGUAGCAGUGGAGCAGCUGUUGGGGGUAGAGACACUCCCCAGCCUCUGCCCAGGAGACGCGGCCGUGGGGAUCCAGGCCGCAGCGAUGGCCCCCGGGGUGCCGCAGCAGCCUCCUCAGCCCGGGCUGAGCUCCAGGUACAGAUCCCAGCAGAAUUAAAGCCACUGCUUGUGCAAGAUUGGGAGCUGGUGACCAAGCAGGGCCGCCUUGUGGCGCUCCCAGCCGCCAAGAACGUGGACUCCAUCCUGGAGGACUAUGUGCGCCAUAGGAAGGCCCACGGCGGCACCGGAGACCACCUGGAGUACGCUGCCGACGAGGUGGCCGGCGGCAUCCGCGCCUACUUCAACGUCAUGCUAGGCCCCCAGCUGCUAUACGAGCGCGAGCGCCCACAGCACAACCGUGUCCUGGCCGCGCACCCCGACGUGCCCAUGUCUGGCCUCUAUGGCGCCCCACAUCUGCUGCGCCUAUUCGUGCGUAUUGGAACCGCCCUCUCUUACACGCCCUUCGACGACAAGAGCCUGGCCCUGCUCUUUGGCUACCUGCACGACUUUCUGCGCUAUCUGGCCAGCGACCCCUCAGCCUUCUUCGAUGUCUCCGACUACAAGGAGGCCCCUGAGGCCAGCCAGAAGGCUGCCCGAACCACCGAGACCAGCCAGAAGGCGGCCUGAGCCUGGAGGCGGCCACGGCAGGGGGGUCUAGGCUGGACUCCCCUUGGUACGGCCCCAGAGAGGGGUGCAGGUCUCUUUGUCUGUCUCUGCGGGUUCCUGGUUUUACGAGUUUGACCUUUCCCGUCCAGUUGAUCACUUUCUGUUUCUGUUGUUGAUGCUUGAAGUCAAUAUAACCUUUGUAUGAAGCAGGACUUAGACUUGGCCAAGAUUGGGAAACACUGGAAACUUUUUUGGGGUAAUUUUGAGAAAAACUGUUGUGUGGCCGAAGUUUUCUGGGGAAAGUGAUCUUGCCAGAGCUAUUUCUCUGGCUCGUUUUUUUUUUUUCUUUUGAAAUGAAAUAAGGAUCAGACUGGAGGGUCCCUGAAGUCUCUUCCUUUUCCGACAUUUUCAGUUGUCUGGGGUCUGGGCAGAAGGACGGUGAUGCCAUAAUUACCCCCCCCCCCCCCCCCACUGGCCAGGUUCUCUGUUGCCUUCACUUCCCCUCGGCCCAGUCGGGUGCUUGUUCCAGCCGCUGCAGUGGGUCACCUGCUUGUCCUCCAGGGACCAUCUCAUCCCCACUUAAUUGUGUACGUUGUCCUUCGGACCUGGCCAUGCCAUGCCAAGCCAGGCCUAGGGGAAGGGGCUGUCAUUGAUAAUGGCAACGUAGUUAACUUGGAAAUGGCUUUUUUUUUUUUACAUUGUAUUUCUCAUUUUAAUUUAUUUCAGAAAAGGCUGGGUGGUGGGCUCAAACAUUUUUGGUCAUAAGUACUUGGUUUAACAGAUAAUCCUAAAUUCUGGAAUACAGCUCCAUUUGCUUUAUGUAUGUGCUUUUAGCCAUGAAGGACAUUGUUACAUUUGACGUUCAAUACCUGAUUUACUGCUUUCAUUAACAAAAAUGACCACUGAACCACAAACCAAGAUGUAUCUUUGUACUUUGAUGAAAAAUACCUUAAUAAAUCAUUUUGAAAUUUAACUAGAAA
Monodelphis domestica (gray short-tailed opossum) is the source of this 2273-nucleotide messenger RNA. The record is from RefSeq and is a predicted model, not a curated record. NCBI's taxonomy places the organism in Eukaryota, Metazoa, Chordata, Mammalia, Didelphimorphia, Didelphidae.